CUAACAAAUCGUCCCAAAGAUGAGUAAGGACACCGAGAUGGAUAUGAAAGCUGAAGAGUUGAACGAGUUUGACCAGGGAGAACUACGGAUGACCGGCGACGGACCGGGGGCUGAGAGGAACCGGUCGAGCGUGAAGCUGGAGGUCCUAGAUGAGGCUGUCAAGUUUACCCGUCUGUCGAAGGAAGAGCUCAUGAAAGUUGCUGGCACACCAGGGUGGAUGAGGACUCGCUGGGUUCUCCUGAUUCUGUUCUGCUGUGUGGGGAUACUGGCUGAAGCCAUAGUGAUCAUCGUCCCCCAGGUGUAAACCCAUACCUGAGAUGAACUGGUGGAACCAGGGUCCUCAAAGGUGUAGUGGAUGUACUACACAGACUGAACCAGUUGAAAGUGAAGGGCCUGGCUCUGGGGCCUCUUCAUACUGUCCAGCAGGACCGGGUAGACACACUAAACCUGGUCUCCAUGGACCCCGGGGUAGGAACUGACCAGGACCUGCUGGCUCUGCUGGACAAGGCCCACAAGAAGGAACACGACCAGAGACUACCCCAUGGCCGACCGAACGUCCCUCCAACCUCCUACCCCCCAGCCUUACCAGGAACCAUAUCUUCAGCAUGACCUCCACCACCGCCCCGGCCUGGGCCACAUAUCCUGGCACCACCCCUUGGAGCCCCAGACUCCCCUGGAGCAAUACAGGACCACUCUCCCUAAUUCAAGCCUCUAUUCUGGGGGGAGCAACGAGAGGUACAAGGGUGUGAGUGGUGGUGGUUAUGUAGACAUUCAUGGACAUAGCAGAGGUGAUAACUGUAGUGAUGUUGAUGGUAGAGAUGGUUGUUUUGGAGCGCAGAAAGCUAGCUACUGUAAUAGUGGGGUUUUGGAUGACAGUGUAGGUCAAGGGGAACAUUUCGGCAACCAUUUUGAAGGUCAGAGCCUUGGCUAUGCUAGCCAAAGGGAUGACGGCUGCGAUGGGGAUGACAGCAGCGCCAGCGGUAGUGGUGGUGAUAUGUACCACAGAACGGAUGAGGGCUGUAACAGGGAUGACGUCUUUCACAGAACAGAUGAAGGCUGUAAGAGCAGUAGGGAUGAUGUCUUCUACAGUAACAGUAGAGAUGACGGGUGUGAGGAUAAAACGGAUGAGGGGUCGAACACUAGGGAUGAGGCCUUUCACAGAACGGAUGAUAUCAGGAAUGACGUCUUUCCGGGAACGGAUGAGGGCUGUAACAGGGAUGACGUGUUCUACAGAACGGAUGAGGGCUGUAGUAACAGGGAUGAUGUGCUCUACAGUAGAGAGUAUGUGUGUGAGGAGAGGGGAGAUAGUAGUGAUGGUUAUAGAGAUAGCGGUGGUGAUGGUGGCAGUAAUACAACUGAUUAUCUCUAUAAUCGUACUGCUAGCUUUGGCUAUAGUGUGGAUAAUACAGGAAUGGAUAAUACAGGAAUGGAUAAUACAGGAAUGAUGAAUAGUUUGAGAAGGGUUGAUGAUUUUGGAGGAGACUGUGAUGAUUUCGGGGGUAGAAGGUCGAACUUGGAUCCUCUAGAGGCCCAUUUAAAGCCUGGGUCUUGGGUGAGUCCUACUCCCCCAAUUCGUGGUGCUGUGGCUGGGGAGGGAAGGGAGAGGGGUGCGGGGUAUCCCCAGGACUGGGCCUUUCUAUACUCCCAUUCCCAGGCAGCAGGUGGUGCUGGUGGUAGGGUUUACCAGCAGAAACUGGACUCCUUCUCCGAGGCAUUCUCCUUCAGACGCAACGUUGCCGGCAGCAGAAUUCUGAAUGGGAAUUCCGGUUGUGGGAUUUUGGGAUUGGGAGGAGGAAGCACAGAACGGAUCAAAACAAGUGCUUACGAUUCGCACACAGACUCUUCCACUCUUCCUUCACCUCCUACUCCUCCUCCUCCUUCGCCUCACCCCUUCCCCCUGGUCCUUAGUCCUCCUCCCACACCCCUCCCCCCUCAUUCCCUCUCCCCUCCUAAACUCACCCCACCACCCUCUGUCAGGACAGUUGGACUCACCCAGGCCUCAGGGAGGGGUUGUAGUGGAACAGUCCAGUUUUACCCCUCCUCUCUCCAGUCACUCCACUCCUCCCACCCCUCGGCCGUCGUGUGGAAGCUCCCGCUCUCUCAUUGGCUGCAGCAGUCAGGUGACGUGGGUGUCGUCGAGGGCAACCCCUCAAGCUCCGGCUACGUAUACUGCCAGGAGGCGGUGUUUCCUGGGAGACCGGGUCACCAGGACAACGGGAAUAAUACAGAUCACUAUAGUCUUCAAACUCUGGUAGAAUCCUCCUUUACCUCCACCCCAGCCCUUCACUCCUCCCUCCACCCCUCCUCUCUUCCAUCCCAGCCCCCCAGUGGACUCCCACAGAAUGGAACAGCACCCCUAGUGGUGCAUAAAGGUACUCCCUUCCCUAGUCUGCUCCAGUCUAGUAGAGGAGGAGGGCAGAAGGGGGUGGAGCGGUUAGGGAGAGGGCUCCACUACACCCCUCUACCUAUGCUGAACCCCAGACGCAGAGGAACGGGGAUCCUCUCCUCCCUCAUGCCCCCUUCAGUCAGGGAACGAGGGAUGGGAGGGUUGACUGAAGAGGAGGAGGGAUAUUCUAUACCUCCGUGUAUCAACGUGGGUCCAGGGUUCCAGGCUGAGCUGCCAUGUUGUCUAGAGAGGGAGGAAGAGUCCAGGACAUGGCCAGAGGAAUCAGCAUCCAAUGAGGAGUUGCUCUGGAAACCGUGGGAGGAGCUUGGGAAGAGUUCUGUCAUCCAGGACCAAGUGGCGGCAAUGUUGUCUGUGUGUAGUUCUAGCUGUCUACCAGGAGGGGGGAGCAACACAGAGCUGGCCCUACACUGUCUCUACGUCUGUCACGGAGAUACACUGGCCACACUGGAGAAGUUGCUCUUCUCUACUCCAUCAUCAGCAAGAGACUACCAUUAUGCUGGUAGUGAUGUGUGGCUGCAGACUGAGAGGUCUCUGUUCAGUAAAGCGUUGACAAGCCAUGGAAAAGACUUCCCUCUCAUCCAGCAGAUGGUGAAGACGAAGUGUGUGUCUCAGUGUGUUGAGUUCUACUAUCUUUCCAAGAGACUUCCUGACAAACAGAGAAAACAGCAGGAACAGAUGAGUGUGGUGUUUCUCCCUAAACCGAUGGAAGUAGUGGUUCCAGCCCCCUCAUUGGCUACCAGCUUCCCCUGUAAGCAGUGUGGAAAGAUGUUCUACAAGAUAAAGAGUCGUAAUGCCCAUAUGAAGAUCCAUCGGCAGCAGCAGGACGACUGGAGACACCCAGGCCUCAGCCUCAACCCAGCCCAGAACCUCACUUCCAACCUGGGCACCAAUCUACCCCAUUGCCAGGCUUCAGGUCGGGCCUUUCUCCCAGGCCCCAUCAACAACAACAGCAUUCACCAUAUUGGUGGUGCUCACACCAUCAUCAGCGACAUCAGCGUUCCGAACACCAAUACCGUAACCAAUAGCAACAGUGUCACUGUCAAUGACUCCACCUCUAAUCAGAGGGGACCCGCUCCCCUCCUCUCUCUCCACCACUCGUGGGACUCGUUUCAGGUGAACUCUGACCCUGCGGCGGUAUUCUUCUGUGACCCGGAAGUGAAAGCUGUGCUCGGAGUCAUGGGGGGAGGGGUGAAAGGUCAAAUCUUGUGGAAUUAGCAUCGGAGAUAUUGUAUAUAAUGAUGAGAUGGUCUUGUCUCAGCCCUAACAAUGGGAGUCAUUGUCGAGAAGACAGAAAGGCAGGCAAGAGGAGGCGAGAUGAGAUGGGAAUAUUCUAGCCAAUGAGAAGGCAGAUACGAUCAGGUGGGAAUAUUCUAGCCAAUGAGAGGACAGAUACAACUGUGAACAAUAGACACAACUCCAAUAUAAACGUUUUUCUUAAAGUUGCCGAGAUGUCUCGUGCAUCCACUUUUAUAUCAGUACCUUCGUAACAACCUAAACAUUACGGAACUUCUAUUCGAUCAAAUAAGCCUUACUUAACAAAUUAACAACACUAUCUCAUAAACCUUGAUACAAAAAAAAUCCCCAUUUUGGUCUGCUUAUCGCUAUAUUCUCUCUGUCAGAUUUUGACGGGAGUGGAGCCUCUCACUUAGCCUCUUCCUCUCUGGUAGUAUUCUAGAAUCAGAACAGACAGAAAUAAUUCACUUCCUCUCUGCUAGUAUUCUAGAAUCAGAACAGACAGACAUAAUUCACUUCCUCUCUGGUAGUAUUCUAGAAUCAGAACAGACAGACAUAAUUCACUUCCUCUCUGGUAGUAUUCUAGAAUCAGAACAGACAGACAUAAUUCACUUCCUCUCUGGUAGUAUUCUAGAAUCAGAACAGACAGACAUAAUUCACUUCCUCUCUGGUAGUAUUCUAGAAUCAGAACAGACAGACGACAGACAUAAUUCACUUCCUUUAUGUACUGCUUGGUUUUGGUACGGUCAAAGACGUAAUAAAGAGUUUUUGUACAUUUGUACAGUUUUUGUAUUUGUAUUUAAAUACUUUGAGUUGCUUUGCGUUUCAUAAAAAAAUACAUAAAAAAUAAUAAUAUAUA
This is a messenger RNA of Oncorhynchus keta (chum salmon), 4499 nucleotides long. RefSeq lists its product as uncharacterized. Gene Ontology annotation, cellular component: transcription regulator complex; histone deacetylase complex. Gene Ontology annotation, biological process: negative regulation of DNA-templated transcription; regulation of transcription by RNA polymerase II. Bases 542 to 3622 code for a protein of 1026 amino acids. The record is from RefSeq and is a predicted model, not a curated record. The transcript has 12 exons. NCBI's taxonomy places the organism in Eukaryota, Metazoa, Chordata, Actinopteri, Salmoniformes, Salmonidae. Gene Ontology annotation, molecular function: transcription corepressor activity.